This is a messenger RNA of Fusarium vanettenii 77-13-4, 2757 nucleotides long. RefSeq lists its product as uncharacterized. The transcript is spliced from 3 exons. The record is from RefSeq and is a predicted model, not a curated record. NCBI's taxonomy places the organism in Eukaryota, Fungi, Ascomycota, Sordariomycetes, Hypocreales, Nectriaceae. The coding region runs from base 1 to 2757 and encodes 918 amino acids.
AUGUCCUCCUCCAACGACCAAACGCCCAGUCGCAUGCUCCAUGAGCUUCGACAGUUCGUGGCCUCCCUCUGUGUGCCUAUUCAACGUCAACGUGGAACAGUUACGAGUCCAACUUUCGGGCACGUUCAGCUGCCUCCAUAUCGGCUGGUGAAUCCAUGCUUGAUGAAGGAGAUUUGCGAUGCCAUUCCUGCGAUGGAUGAUAGGAGGCAUAUUCAACCCCUUUUCGUCCUCCCAGACGUUGAGAGGAGAAUUCUCAACACAGAAAUGAGAGAGAAGCUCAUUCGCCACCCCCUGUCGCCUGAGAUCAUUACAUUCUCCGAACUUCUCUUGGCCCUAAGAGCGAACCGCCGGGAGGCCGGGAGUCACCGCCGUGCAUGGAAUGGCACUUAUGAUCUCAAGGAAUGGCAUGAAAAGGCUAUUAUGCCAAAGAGGGCUCUCGUGGUGAUUCACUUGGAUCGUCAGGUCUCUGCCGACAGCGCACUUGCGCUGAUUGCUCUUGUGCAAUGGGCAUUCGACGUGAUCAUCGACACCAGAUGCCGCAUACACAUCUUGACAAUGUCAACCUACGGCAUUCGCAAUAUCGUCCCAGACCUCGCCAAGAGACGAGCCCCAGACCUGGCAAUCCCAGAGCUAGACCUCGCACCCUUUGGUGACCUCGACCCUAUUGCCAAUGCGCGUGUCAUUCAACACCAAGACAUUGCCUCGCAGCUUCACAGAGCAAUAUUGUCCAGCAAUGGGCGCCCGGUGGCAAUCAUCUUUCUUGGAAAUCAGGACUUGUUCCAUGGGAUUGUUCAGUUCUGUGACUGGCACAAACAGUCACUCGGAGAGCGUACAGUCGAAUGCCCCUCGGACGAUAUCGAUGCCUUUCGCCGGUGGGAGGAGAAGGAGGAGGAGGAGGAGGACCCUCCAACAAUUCGUCUCAUUCGCUUAGACGGCAAUUGUCCUAUCAUUCCCAUAGCCUUCGAGGGCUUUGACCAAGUUCACAUCGUGCUUGGCCACAACUACCAGGAGGUAGCCUGGAACAAUCAAGCUGGGCAGUUGGUUGACUUCCACCGCGUCACCGCUCGCAGUGAGCGAAGAGACCAGAUUUGGUGGGCUCGCCAGCCAAACGCCCGUGUGACCUGCGUCUACACUGGGGGAAGCGAACUGGAAGCAUUUCUGGAAACAGGACAUCAUCGUCACCGGCUCACCGAGGAUUCCCAUAUGGGCGGUUUCAUGGCCUCGGUUUUUAACAUGUCCACCUGGGGUAUUGAUCCCAGAAUGGCCUUUGGGCGUUGUGUAAGAGCUACAGAGUCUCGCACAGCCUCGGAAAUACUCCAUCGACUGACCGUCCAGGGCAUCAUCUCUCAAGAGGUGUUCGUUCUACCCGAGCCUGAUGCAAGGGCUUUCAGACAGAUCCUGCCCCUGGUUAAUUACGACCACCGGCUCGCAUUGUUCGUUGCCAUUGAUUCUGGAAAUUCCGACACCAUAGUACGGAUGGUCAAGAUUCAGUUGGCAGCGCUCAUCAGCUCUGGAUUCCAAGACGUUCUUUGGAUCCAAUGCGAAAAUCUGAAAGCGGCUAUGGAAACCGAUCCCAGGCUACUCUCGCAGAUGAUCCGUGCAUGUGUCGGGUACGGCCGUCGUCUGGCCAGACAGGGGACCAUGUGGCUUGUACUUGGGCUCUGGAAGCAUUUCAUCCAUGCCGAGUCUUCCGGUCAGAACCGGGAAUUCAGGGCCCUGUAUGAUGUGGUUGAGGUGGAUCAAAGUCGUUCUCCUAUUGCACAAGACCUGGUGGACACGAUGUGCCUUUAUCUCAGGAGAGUGGGCAUCGCAGUACCUAGUGGCAUGAAUGUUGCUGCCGAGGUUGGCGAUAUCAACGAAACCCAAGCUCGUCAACUCCAAGCCCAUCUUCUCCGGUCAUACCUCUAUCAACUUAUUGGGGGAAAGUUGCUGGAGGGACAAACCAAGCUUUCUCACAAGAUUAUCGCCACGGACACACGGAUCGGCGAAUUGGGAGUCCCAGACCUUGAAGAGAUGCAUAGAAAGGAGGGAUCUGAGAUGAUCUUUGGAGUUUGUCAUUCCCUAAGCAAGAGAGUUGGACAGUCACUCGUUUUCGCCGCUGACUGGACCUACAUUCCAGCAGACAUUGUCGCUGAAUGGAAGAACAAGAACGCGCCAAACACCAGUCUCAGGGAUAGACUUAGAUCCGGCAUCGAGCUCGCGACGAGUUAUGGAAGGCAAGGCGGGGUCAGGCGGGAUCUUGAGGAUGCCACGACUCAAGCCAACGAAACCGAAAGAAGUCGUGAUGAGCUCCAGGAGACAGUUGGACGACAGCGCCAAACGCUGGAUAGCCAGGUUGGUGAGAUCAGGAGACUAACAGAAAAGUCCCAGCAGCGAGAAAAUCACUUCUCUCACCGAUCCGAGGCUCAAGUCCAGCAAGCUGCGGCGCUGCUGCGCCACUUAUCGAUUGGCACCGAGUCAGAUGUCUGGCGGAGCCUCGCCAAGCAGACGCUCCAGGAUUUGACCUGGCUCGCCACGCAAGCAGCGUGGACCUCUUGGAGAAUCUUUCUCUCGUGGUCCACUAACAAGGCUCUGGAUGCCCAAGUGGAUGAUCUUAGCGUUCACGCCGCAGCCCUCGAUGUACUUGCCAUCCUGUGGUCUGGAUCGACGGAUGCUGAGAACUUGUUAAACCAGCUCCAGGUCCUGCAGAAUGGCUUAAUAGGCUCCUCUUGGGUUGUCUUAUCUAUAGCCGAGAUGCUUCUCGAGUCCUGCGUAUAA